AUGGCCACAGACAUAAAGAAAAAAGUUCUGGAAUGCCCUAUAUGUAUAGAGCAUAGGUGUUCAAACCCAAAGAAACCCUUGAGACCAAAUAAAAUACCCGAUAGGCCGUGGCAAAUUUGUGCUACAGAUCUCUUUCAUUGGAAUAAUUCAGAUUAUGUGUUAUUAGUUGAUGCUUACAGCAAGUACUUUGAAGUUAGUCAAAUCUCAAGUACAAAAUCUAGUACAGUCAUUAGCAAAUUGAAAAGCUUCUUUAGCAGACAUGGAAUACCUGAAGUACUAUACUCAGAUAAUGGCCCAUGUUACAGUGCAGAAAGUUUCCUACAGUUCGCAAAACUGUAUGAUUUUUCUCAUGUUACAUCAUCCCCAGGUCAUUCAUCAGGCAAUGGUUUGGCAGAAAUCAAUGUCAAAACUGUCAAAAAUCUGUUUACAAAAUCAAAACAAGCAGGAAAAGAUCCUUAUCUUGCGAUGCUGGAAUAUGGCAAUGCCCCAUUACCCUGUGGAAAAUCUCCAGCACAGCUGCUUAUGAGCAGACAGUUAAGGUCAACAUUGCCAUUAAUGUCAGAGCAACUUGAUCCCAAAGUUCUCCCACACAGGUUAUCAGAGACAGCAUGUUUAAUGCUGAACAAAGGUCAAAAUAUUAUAAUGACAGGUCAACUAAAACCCUCAAACCUCUAG
Ruditapes philippinarum (Manila clam) is the source of this 675-nucleotide messenger RNA. RefSeq lists its product as uncharacterized. The transcript has a single exon. Gene Ontology annotation, molecular function: nucleic acid binding. NCBI's taxonomy places the organism in Eukaryota, Metazoa, Mollusca, Bivalvia, Venerida, Veneridae. Gene Ontology annotation, biological process: DNA integration. The record is from RefSeq and is a predicted model, not a curated record. The coding region runs from base 1 to 675 and encodes 224 amino acids.